Coregonus sp. 'balchen' is the source of this 2272-nucleotide messenger RNA. The record is from the annotation of a GenBank genome assembly. NCBI's taxonomy places the organism in Eukaryota, Metazoa, Chordata, Actinopteri, Salmoniformes, Salmonidae.
CGUCAACCUUUAUUUGUUAUGCUAUUUUCUCAUUUGGUCUUCCCGGAUGUGAUUGCGACAUGUUUACAGAAUGCGUAUAAAAAGGGGUGAAGCACUUUAUAAAGUUAUUGCGCUGCCCGCUACCAACGCGAAUGUAAUUCCGCACGAGCUGGAAUCCUAAACUUAUUGCAGGGGGGUCAACUCCUAAGAAGCGAAUGAAGAAACAGGUUUUGCUUCUAUUUACAUUCAGAGGACUUGUAAGAAAAGGAAAAAAGAGUAAAAGAAGAAAAUGUCAAAUUUCUUAUUACGGAAAGCCGAGCCCAAGGACGUGUCAGACAUAUUGCGACUCAUAAAGGUAAAAGGAUGCAUGCAUUCAACGAUUUAGCCUAAGUGUUUUUUUAUGAAUCACAGACAGCCUAAGCAUAUUUUUCAAUAUUAUUACAUUUGACUAACAACAAUAAUGAAUUUUUUUUAAUUCCCUAUUAUUUCAGGAACUUGCGAAAUUUGAAAAAAUGGAAGAGCAGGUCAUCUUGACCGAGAAAGGUAAGCCUACUUGUAUGUGUGUGUUGACUGAUUUAUUGUAAACAUAAAAUGUUUCCCCAACAAAUCAUAAGUUCCUGACCUUACAAUUCACUUUCAGAACUACUGGAGGAUGGCUUUGGGGAUCAUCCAUUCUACCAUUGCGUCGUUGCGGAAGUUCCUGAGGAUAAGCAGAGCUCAGACGGUAAACCAUGUUGUAAUUCUGUUUACAUAAUGUCAGUUUGUAAGGAAAUUGUGCAAAUGUUUGACAAUCAAGAUUCCAAACAUUUAUGGGUAGUAAAAAAUAAGGGACGCGCUGCGGGUACACAAUAGUACGUUUUGGUAGACACAAUGUAUGGGGUAGUGUUGGUGUGCAUAACUCAAAGUGAAUCAUGAUCUGGAGUUUGGAAUUUCAUCUUCUCAAUUCUCGAAGACACUCCUUUUAAAUCCUCAUAGUGAUAUCAUAACUAGGGCCCGAGUUUUUCCUGACCAUGAAAAUCUCCUUUAUCAUCAUAACACAAAAAGAUCAUACUCAAUAAUCCAAGUGGGGUUUUGUGUCAGAUCCUAGUAGAUUUACACAAACACUUACCUGCCGGUUUUGAUGUGGCUGUUUUCACUGUGUUUUAGGAUACACAGUCAUUGGGUUUGCCAUGUACUACUUCACCUAUGACCCCUGGAUAGGGAAGCUGCUCUACUUAGAGGACUUCUAUGUGAUGAAGGAGUUCAGGGGUAAGUCUAGUCUAAUGUGUGGUGUGUUACAUAAAAAAAUAAAUAGGGGUGCUUAUAUUUGUCUUGUUUCACACAUGUACAAGUGUGUGUGUAGUGUGAAAUGGAAUUGUGUUUUUUGCAUAUCCCACACCCCCUGAGACACACUCGGAAAGGGGGGGGGGGGGGGGUCACAGCCAGGGACCAGCCAUUAUUGACAGCGAUCCUGGAGCAAUUAGGGCAGGGUUUCCCAAACUCGGUCCUCGGGACCCCAAGGGGUGCACAUUUUGGUUUUUGCCCAAGCAAAAACAGCUGAUUCAACUAAUCAUCAACUUUGAUCAUUUGAAUCAGCUGUGUAGUGUUAGGUCAAAAUCCAAAACAUGCACCCCUUGGGGUCCCGAGGACCGAGUUUGGGAAACGCUGGGUUAGGAUUAAGUGCCUUGCUCAAGGGCAGAGUGUCAGAUUUUUCGCCUAGUCGGCUUGGGGAUUCGAACUAGACACCUUUCGGUUACUGGCCCAACGCUGGCAACUGAAUCACGGUCCAUGGAUCAGGGCUUAACUACCAAUCUAAUCUUUGAUCCUGUUUUCUCAGGUUCUGGUAUUGGGUCAGAUAUCCUGAAGGUUCUGAGUGAGGUAAGUCUCCUGUACUUUUUUUGCAAUCAAUUUACUGAAAGCACAUUUGCUUUUCCAAAUCAUGGAAAAAUCCAGCCUAUGGAAAACUCCAUCAUAUAGUGAAGGCUAGAUGAUGACCCUGUCUAACUUUGUCUAUUGUCCUCCCUUCCUCAGACGGCAGUUAAGACUCGCUGUAGUAGCAUGCACUUCAUCGUAGCAGAGUGGAACAAGCCAUCCAUAGAGUUCUACAAGCGCCGUGGAGCCUCAGACCUGUCCGAUGAGGAGGGCUGGCGACUCUAUGCGAUUGAGAAGAAUGACCUGCUGAAGAUUUCUGCAAAGAAGCGAUAAAUUCAGCAAAUGACCACUGAUUACUAACGGCAAUGCCUUCCCCUUUUGUUUGUUGAUGUCAAUGUUCUUAAAAAAAAUGUAUUUCAAUAAAUAAAUACGUAAACAGUUU